Coregonus clupeaformis (lake whitefish) is the source of this 1923-nucleotide messenger RNA. Its product is annotated as alpha-1,3-mannosyl-glycoprotein 4-beta-N-acetylglucosaminyltransferase C-like. Gene Ontology annotation, molecular function: acetylglucosaminyltransferase activity. Lineage: Eukaryota; Metazoa; Chordata; Actinopteri; Salmoniformes; Salmonidae. The coding region runs from base 397 to 1815 and encodes 472 amino acids. The transcript has 3 exons. The record is from RefSeq and is a predicted model, not a curated record. Gene Ontology annotation, biological process: protein N-linked glycosylation.
AGAUGGAGGGCUGGAGAUGAGGACUGAAGAUGAGGGCCGGAGAUGGAGGGCCGUAUGUUACAACACACCGUACAAGUGGGUGUAUGGUUCAGUGCCCAUCACACACAGACAUGCAGGCGCACACACAUGCACUCACACACACACACACAGUAUGCAUACAUGUGCAGUUUAUAUAAAGACAUUUCAUAUGCAUACUGCUGACUUCAAACAAGCACAUCAACAAACCCGUGGUACAGGCAGUUCUGUACAGUAUGCUUUCUCACACAGACAUACUGUACAUUCGACAAUACGGGAUUGAUAUCAAUAUCGCCUACCUACACCGUAAACAGAGAAUGAUAAUGAUAAUAAUAAUUUGUUCCUUUUUCUUUUCUUUCCUACCUGACGUGUGUCUCCAUCAUGAGGCUGGUGUGGAAGUCCCUGGACAAGAUGAGGUGUUUUCGUAAACGCUCCACCAUCCCCUUCCUGGGGGUCCUGAUCACCUGUCUUCUGUUCUUCAACCUGUACAUGGAGGAUGGAUACGUGUUGGAGGCAGGUAAAAGACAGCUGAGGGAGACAUCAAUGCAUCCUUCAAACUCUGAGAGAUAUGUUCACACAUUCAGAGACCUCACCAAUUUCUCUGGAACCAUAAACAUCACAUAUCGUUACCUCGCUGGGAAUCCACUGCCCCAAAAAAAAUAUCUAACCAUUGGACUGUCGUCCGUCAAAAGAAAAAGAGGGAAUUACCUCACGGAGACGAUCAAAUCCAUUUUUGACCAGUCCAGUUAUGAGGAGCUGAAAGAGAUUGUGGUUGUGGUCCAUCUGGCAGACUUUGACCUGGCCUGGUGUGAAAACCUGGUGCAGGACAUCUCCAGGAAGUUUGCCCACCACAUCAUCGCUGGGCGUCUCCUGGUGAUCCAUGCCCCUGAGGAGUAUUAUCCAUCACUGGAUGGGCUGAAAAGGAACUACAAUGACCCAGAUGACAGGGUACGCUUCCGCUCCAAGCAGAACGUGGACUACGCCUUCCUCCUCAACUUCUGCACCAACCUCUCUGAUUUUUACAUGAUGCUGGAGGACGAUGUACGCUGCUCAAGGAACUUCCUGACAUCCCUGAAGAAGGUGGUCACCUCCAGGGAAGGCUCCUACUGGGUGAUGCUGGAGUUCUCCAAGCUUGGCUACAUAGGGAAGCUCUACCAAUCAAGAGACCUUCCGCGCCUGGCCCACUUCCUGCUCAUGUUCUACCAGGAGAUGCCCUGUGAUUGGCUCCUUAUUCACUUCCGGGGCCUGCUGGCCCAGAAAGAUGUGAUCCGCUUCAAGCCCUCUCUAUUCCAGCACAUGGGCUACUACUCCUCAUAUAAGGGAGCAGAGAACAAGUUGAAGGAUGAUGACUUUGAAGAAGACUUUAUUGAUAUCCCUGACAACCCUCCUGCCAGCCUGUACACAAGCAUUAAUGUAUUUGAAAACUAUGAUGCCACCAAGGCUUAUAGCAGUGUGGACGAAUACUUUUGGGGGAAACCCCCCUCUACCGGAGACUUCUUUGUCAUUGUCUUUCACGAACCAACCAAAAUUAGCAAGAUCAAAAUCGUGACAGGAACGGAUGAUCGUCAGAACGAUAUCCUGCACCAUGGAGCUCUGGAAGUAGGAGAGAAGCUGGUGGGGACAAAGAGAGGAGCGCAGUGUUCUUCCUACAUCACAUUAGGGGAGUUUAAAAAUGGCAACAUUGUGGUUCAAGACGUGGAUCACAAGAUUGCCUUUGACAUUCAGUGUGUACGUAUGGUGGUGACUGGCAGUCAAAAGGAAUGGCUGAUUAUAAGGACUAUAAGUAUGUGGACUACAUAGUUUGCAAACUGAGGGCCCAUACCAUCUGGACUAAAGUGUUGAAUUAAUUUACCUAUGAAUUUAUAUACACUACAGAUCAAAAGUUUUAGAACACCUACUCAUUCAAGG